Messenger RNA from Suillus clintonianus, 381 nucleotides. RefSeq lists its product as uncharacterized. The annotation marks the transcript as partial. Lineage: Eukaryota; Fungi; Basidiomycota; Agaricomycetes; Boletales; Suillaceae. The record is from RefSeq and is a predicted model, not a curated record. The transcript has a single exon.
GCAGUUGGGGAAGCGGAAAUUGAUUUUUGUUUCUCUGUGUUGCAGCCCAUGACGGGCUUUCACCAUUUCCAUAGUGGGAUCUCAAAGCUGAAGCAAGUUAUGGGGUGCAUCCAACAUGAUAUCCAAUGCUCAAUCAUUGCGGUCGCUACAGAUGCAGUACCUAGCGCCAUGAUCACUGCUGUACAAGUGUUAAUGGAUUUCUGUUAUCUUGUACAGUUGACACAGAUUGAUUAUCAUGAUCUCGAGCACAUUUCGACAGCGCUGGCUGAAUUUCACGCCAACAAGUGUUACAACUUGGAUAGUUCUUGCGUAACUAAUCCAAUAAAGGAGUUCUUCGUGUUACGACGUUCGGUUCAGACACUUGAGGGGCUCUCCCUCUAA